ACACUCCUUUCCCAAAAUCCAUUCCUCUUUUCUCUCUCUUCUGCCCUAAUUUUAAUUUUCCCACAAAUAUUUCAUUUUCAUUUCUCGUUUCCAAAUUAAACUCUCGAUAAUAUUCUUCAUCCUUCCACCCUGAUUCACACUUCAACCUAUUCUAAUUCCAUUCCUUCCGAAUCCUCUUCCACGAGGAAAAUUGUUGCUGGAAGAAUUGUAGACACGGAUAGCUGAUUUUGUUUAUAUGGGAUCAGAGAGUAUUGCUCCGAUGGUUGAGGCAUCAAAAAACAGGUCAUCUGGUAAAAUGAACCAAGGGAAAGUCCCAAAGAGAAUUCACAAGGCUGAAAGGGAGAAACUAAAGCGCGAACACUUGAAUGAACUCUUUCUUGAUCUUGCCAAUUCUCUUGAUCUCGAUGAGCAGAACAAUGGAAAGGCUUCUAUAUUGUGUGAGGCUUCUAGGCUGCUAAAGGACUUGCUAUGUCAGAUUCAGUCCCUCAAGAAGGAGAACGUCUCUCUGUUGUCUGAAUCUCAUUAUGUGACCAUGGAGAAAAAUGAGCUGAAGGAGGAGAAUAGUAGCUUAGAAACUCAAAUUGAGAAGCUUCAAGGCGAGAUACAGGCAAGAAUAGCUCAAUCUAAACCUGACCUGAAUGUAUCUCCUCAAUUGCAGCUUGAGCCACCUGAGCAGACAAAUUUUCCAGGACAGAGUCUCCAAUUGCCUACCAUAGAACCUACCAUUCCGCAAGGACCUGCGGUUUUGGUUGUCCCCUUCCGUCCCGAUCUUCAAGCUGCUUUUCCGGCUCCUAAUGUUGCCGAGCUCAUGCAAAAACCUACAUCUGUUAUCAGUAAACCACAUGCCAGGUAUCCAACAUCAGCUGAUUCGUGGCCAUCACAACUGCUUGGAGAGCAACCAACUUCAAGCUAAACAUGUUAAUUUCUAGGGUUCUAGUUGCAGUAUUUGUAUAACCAGCCAACUACCUUUUCCUAAUUGUAAUGCUGCUAUGGAACUGUGUAUAAAUUAUAUAUAUUUAAUGAUCUUAGAAAAUUUUACUCAAUUUUAUUUGUGCCUUA
Cicer arietinum (chickpea) is the source of this 1059-nucleotide messenger RNA. RefSeq names its product transcription factor bHLH47. The record is from RefSeq and is a predicted model, not a curated record. Lineage: Eukaryota; Viridiplantae; Streptophyta; Magnoliopsida; Fabales; Fabaceae. Gene Ontology annotation, molecular function: protein dimerization activity.